Mixia osmundae IAM 14324 is the source of this 393-nucleotide messenger RNA. RefSeq lists its product as uncharacterized. The record is from RefSeq and is a predicted model, not a curated record. The coding region runs from base 1 to 393 and encodes 130 amino acids. The transcript is spliced from 4 exons. NCBI's taxonomy places the organism in Eukaryota, Fungi, Basidiomycota, Mixiomycetes, Mixiales, Mixiaceae.
AUGACCUUUGCCGCGCCCGUCGACGCUGCGGCCGCUCCGACCUCUCUGGCCAAGCGCGCAACCUACAUCUACAAAUGCAUGUUGACUGCCGACUCUGGCCCCAUAGUUGCCGCCUUCGUUUUCACCAUGGUCUUCGACAAUGGCACUUUGGUCUCGACCUCGACGCCAGAGGCAGGAGCUUACAUUGGCGAAUCGGACAAUGGUACUCAGCCCGAAACUUGGUACCAAGUCGCGUAUGACAAUCACCAUGGCAAUACGUUCAGCCUCAGGAUGAAUUUGAACACAAUGGGCGCGUUGGACUCGUUCGGCUUUGCAGGAGCCUCCACGGGUCACACGGGCACCGCAGCAGAUGUCCAUUUUGUGUGCAAUGGUCAGACGAUCAGGCAGACUUGA